This is a messenger RNA of Spirodela intermedia, 4936 nucleotides long. Lineage: Eukaryota; Viridiplantae; Streptophyta; Magnoliopsida; Alismatales; Araceae. The record is from the annotation of a GenBank genome assembly.
AUGGCGUCGUCCUCGUUCAAAGGUAUCGCCGUCUCUGUCUCAGACGAGGAGUCCGACGAGCCUGCCAAGGUGAGAGUACGGGUCCGGCAGAAGCGGAAGAAGACGGUGAUACGCGUGAGCGGUGGGAUCUGGCGGAGGAUCGUGAGGAAGGUCGUGAGGUGGUGGCCCGUUCUGAUCAUUCUUCCCACAUUCGCGGUCCUGUUCUUCGAGAUUUCCCGGGUCACCUGGAAGAGUGGAGAUGUUGGGAAGAAAGUGGAGUUGGUGGACGAUCAGAAGCCGCACGGAAACCUUAACCGGCUCGAUCCGACGACGCGGGUCGUCAAUGGCGUCAGAGAGCGUGAGUCGCCUGUUUCGUUGGUCAGCCUCUUCCUGUCUCUUCUAUGUUCUUUUCAUGGAAAUUUGGUUUCGGAUGUGGUAAAUUGAGGUUUCAUCUGUCGCAUCUUCAUCUGCAGUGUUUCAGUUGUCUCCUUGAGACAAGCUGUUCGAUGAUUAAGUAAAGAAGCUUCGCAAUCAAAAUUCUAAUAGGUCAUAAAAAAGUUGAAAAGGUUCUUUGAUUCCCUUCUGAGGUCGUAAGAAUUUGGCUAUUAUAACCACGAAUUUCGGUUGUGGCACUUGUCAACUCCAUAAUUUAGGUACUCGAGGUUGACGUCAAGCAAUCUCAUGUGACCGAUACAGUGAGAACUCACUCAAGAUUUUUGAGUUGUCUCAGAGGGUUCAUUUACUUAUUUUUUUAAUAUUUUCUAAAUAUUUGAUAAAGGCAUACACUGAGGACGGAAUUUGACAUCGGUGGGAUUUGCGGCCUUCAAAGUUUGAAGUUUGUACAUUGGAAUCAAAUAUAGGUAUACGUCCGAGUAUCGUGGCUUGAAAACUUGGUUGAUUCCAAUUGCAAUCAUCUUUGGACAAUUCAGAAAUAAUAUGGACUGUAAUUGAUCAGGGUGAGGGGACGAUUGCAUAAUUCAUUAAUAAAAUAUCUCAUGACCUUUCUGGAUUUGUGUCAAUUCAGGUUGGCCUUAUUCACCCACCCUGUCCAGUUUCGGCUGCCCUGAACAAAGAAUUUGCCAUAUAAACUAUUGUGUUGACAUGAGCCUGUAUCUCUUAUGUUCAGAACUUCAAAUUUCUACUGCUUUGGAUUAGUUUCACGAAUUUCUACAUGUCGUUCUAUAAUGAAUCUUCCGAAAAGAGACUCUGGGAUGUUUGGUAUCUAGAGAUGGCUAUGUAAUGUAGGAUCUUGUCCUCCACAUAUUGAUUUCCUCUUGGAAACUGUAGAAUCUGUAAGUCCUGACCAUAGAAGAUGAGCCCCUUUCUUCUUGUCAUGUAAUUUUAGUAUCUGUUUUCUCUCCGUAAUGCUGGAAGGCUGACCUUCACGUGAGAUCUGCUGGGAGUAUCUAGAAAAUUAGGUGCUGCUUUCUUUAUGUGGCCCAGGAACCUGCCCAUAGUGUAUCGUCAGAUAUCAGAGAAUGGUGUGGGAGAUGAGAAUUCUGAAGUUUCUGUUUCUUUGGGAGAUUAUAAGUUAUGUUCAAAAGCAGAUUUUUUUGGUUUUUUUUUUUUUGUCGGAAUUCGGGUGCUUGAUUUUUGCAGCAAUAUUUUUCUAUCUUUGUCAAUUUCUCCUUGGGUACAUCCUCAACUUGACAGGUUAUUGACGUCAGGUGUAAAUUAUUUGAAAUCUUUUGAUGAGCUCAUGCACAAGAAUUAGAUGCUUGCAUCUCAAAAUGCAGAGCAGAUCCUCUUGUGAUAUUUGCAAGAGUUCUGGGGAAAUGUUUUACAGUUGUGUGUGGGCCGCAUCUUAUCAGAGUUGGAUACUGAAAUAUGUGGAAUGUUGUUGUGUGCAUUUCAUCUUGCAUUAUCAUGUCUAGAUUCUUGGUAUAUAGGUGAGUGCGAAACUUAAGAGACGGCAAGGAUUUUCGUUGUCCUCCAUUAUUUUUGAUAGAAAGGUUUUUAGUUAUCUACAGCAGAGCUAUGUAGAGAGAUGACGAAUUUGAGGUAGAAUGUUUCAUCUGGAACAGGAAAGGGCUCUCUGGCAGUUAGUCAGAAUUGUACACAAUAUGACAAAGGAUAAAUGAACUUGUUUGUCGUUUUUUGAAUUGGGUGUGGGGUGUAUGGUACUAAACUUUAGUGCACAGAGAACGUCUUUAUAUUUUAUGAAUGUCACAGAAGAAACAUCAAGAUUAUAAGCUGCAACUAAUGUUGAUUGAAGAAGAUUUUCUGGAAUGGAGAUUGAAGUCUAAUCAGUGUCAAUAUAUGUGAGCAUUUCAUUAGAGAAGCUUCUGUUUUACUUUUUCAGAUCCACGGAUUCCUGAUCGCAGAUGUCAGUCUACUCGUUCCAGGUGGAACGUUUGCUAACACGCACAGAGUUGACGGUGGUGGUGAAAUUUGGAUAGAUGUUUGGUGGGUUGGGGAGACGUUCUUAUUUCACAGAGAAGCAUGCACCUCGAUGAGAUAUGUGGUGAAAGUUUUUAUCUGCUACCGUCCCAUUGUGAGAUCCAUAUUCUAUGGGUCUACAGGUCUUAAUAUGAAGGUUUUAUGAGUAAAAACAUUCACAUGAGAUCUCAAAAAUAUUGGUCGAACUUACCUUUUUAUCCUCUCUUGAUGAACAAAUUUUGGAAACUUAUAAUAAAUUUAGUUUGGUACCAUGAACCUUCAUUCGUCAAUAUGGCGUGGUCUUGAGCUCUGUUUAAUGGUUACCAAAGAUUGCCUGCACACUACCUACCUGUCUGUUUUUUAGCGGGUUAGGCUCAACAAUUGCAAAAAAUCGUAAACGAAAACAAAUAUGAAUUAGUUUUGAAGGAUUUAAUUAACAGAUUGAAUUAACACAGCAUUCUUUGAAAGUUGUCCACAGAGAAACUUUGUAUGAUGCUUUUCUUCCUUUCUACUCUAUUCAAUUACGCCAUUUUCUUUCCAUUUAGUUCAGAACAAAUGCUCUGUUGACAAUUCUUUAUUAUUGGAUUUGACCAGCUUGCUUGAAGAUCUUGCGCCCUGAAGAAAUAGAUCGCUUGGAGUUUCCUGAAGGUGCGGAGUCCAACUUCCCCGUUAAAAAAGUGCUGUACAAAUCAGCGUCUGGGGUAUCUUAUGAUGCCGGAGACAAUGUCACAUUAUUACAUGAGCAUACUGACCACGAUAGGUUUAAUCUUUUUACUGGCAAGCAAACACUUCAUGAAAGAGAGGAAUGUUUUAAGGUCAUUAUCUACACCCGAAAAUCUUUUAGAUUCGAAUAUUUAAUACUGACAAUCGCGCUCAAUGUACUCAAUUUAUCAAAUGUGUUGCUUUUUUCUAGAUAUUGCUUCCUGGCUGCUUGCAUUACGAUGAAGAUAUAACGUAGAAAAUCAUGAUGAAGUUUAGUUGCAUGAUCCUGUUUGAUGGAAUCGACAUACAUGGAGGAGGGAUGUCUUGAGCUCCCAGUUCUAGCCAAGGAAUCAACUAAAUGAUUAAUAGCUCAACUUUCUUCGGAGUUUUUGUUUUCUUGCUUUUUUAAUUUUUUAUUUGGCGGAUUUUUGGCUUGGCACAUCGUACAUAAAUUGCGACCCGUUUGUCUGUAUCUGUUUCACAAAUGGAUCAUAUUAUCUGGGUCCUGAGUAGAAUACCAAAAGUGGUUUCUCUGGAAUUGGCCUUCUUGAUCUUGAUCUUAAAAGGGAUUAUUUUCAAUUGAUGUAAUAUUUAUAAUGUACAUGAAAAUUUUGCCGUACAACUAUAUCGUCUGAUAGAGUUCAUUCAUUCUUCAGGAGCGCGCCUGUCUAGGAAAUCAUGCUUAUCAUCUCUCUAGCCUUUGGAUGUAGAGUACUUGUGUUGAUACCGUCUUUCCCCAGAUGGAGGAGAGCGUCUCGGUCCACUGCGGCUUCUACAGCGAGAUGGGGGGGUUCAGGAUCUCCGGCGACGACAAGAGCUUCAUGCAGACCUGUGAAGCUGUGGUUUCCACCUGCGCCUUCGGCGGUGGGGACGACCUCUACCAGCCCAUUGGGAUGACAGAAGCAUCGCUCAGAAGGGUAAAAAAAACUCCAUGGCCGGCUCCUCGGUGCCCUCCCACCUUCGUAUUUCCAUGGUUAGCAGGGUUCUGGUCUGGUGCAGGUCUGCUAUGUGGCGUUCUGGGACGAGGUCACUCUGGCUGCGCAGGAAGCAGAGGGGAGAGGAGUAGGCGGCGAUGGCAUGGUCGGAAAAUGGCGGGUCGUCCUCGUCAGGGAGCUUCCAUUCUCCGAUCAGCGCUUGAAUGGGAAGAUUCCAAAGGUGAGAUCGGAUUUGAUUUCCGGCUGGGAAUGGAAAAAGUUCUUGAUUUUUUGAUGUUUUGAUCUUUGGAAUGGAAGAUGCUGAGCCACCGGCUGUUUCCGAGGGCGAGGUAUUCGAUAUGGGUGGACGCCAAGUCGCAGUUCAGGAGGGACCCCGUCGGCGUGCUGGAGGCGCUGCUCUGGCGCGGCGGCGCCGCCCUGGCCAUCUCCGAGCACGGCGCACGCAGCAGCGUCUUCGACGAGGGGAGGGCCGUCGUGAAGAAGAACAAGGCCUCCCCGCAGGAAGUUGAGCUCCAGCUGACACAGUACCGACGGGACGGCUUCACCGCCGUGAAGAGGUUCGGCGGCAAGAAAGGUAUUGUAGGAGACUCUCUCUCUCUCUCUCUCUCUCGCUCGCUCGCUCUUUGAGGGUCUGACGGCGCCCUUCUUCUUCUUCUUCUUCUUCUUCUUCCUGGUUUUUUGUUUGGUGGCCAGCGCUGGCGGAGGCGUCGGUGAUCGUGAGGGAGCAUACGGCGGCGACGAACCUGCUGAUGUGCGUCUGGUUCAACGAGGUCGUCCGCUUCACCUCGAGGGACCAGCUGAGCUUCCCCUACGUGCUCCGGCGGCUGAACCUCUUCGGAGUCAACAUGUUCCCCGUCUGCACCCGCAAGGACCUGGUCAACAGCAUGGGCCACCGCCGCAAGGCCAGACCUCUCCCGCCGUCGCGGACGGCGGCGCACUGA